CUCCCUCGAGAUCUCGCGACACAUCAGCUCUGUGUCAGUGUCCGUGUGCGCGGAGGUGCAGGAGUCAGUAUAAACUACAUCCACCUCGCUCCAAAAGCCCGCGCGUAAAGUCCGUGGCGCGUGUGGAGAGACGCUGAACACGCUGAGAUGUUGUUCCGUGAAACUUUGAGGAUGAUAUUGUUUGGAUGUUUCCUCGUGCUCUGUGGGCUCACGCGUGUCAUGGCAAGUUAUCCCAUCUGGUGGUCGCUAGCCGUGGGCCACCAGUACUCGUCGCUGGGCACCCAACCCAUCCUGUGUGGCAGUAUUCCCGGCCUGGUCCCCAAACAGCUGCGCUUCUGUCGGAACUACGUGGAGAUCAUGCCCAGUGUGGCAGAGGGCGUGAAGAUCGGCAUCCAGGAGUGUCAACACCAGUUCAGAGGCCGACGAUGGAACUGCACCACCGUCAGCAACAGUCUGGCCAUCUUUGGACCUGUGUUGGACAAGGCUACUCGUGAGUCCGCCUUCGUCCACGCCAUCGCCUCGGCCGGUGUAGCGUUUGCGGUGACCCGGGCUUGUGCGGAGGGUUCGGCCACCAUCUGCGGGUGUGACACGAGGCACAAAGGCCCCCCCGGAGAGGGUUGGAAAUGGGGUGGCUGCAGUGAGGACGUGGAGUUCGGCAGCAUGGUGUCCCGGGAGUUUGCAGAUGCCAGAGAGAAUCGGCCCGACGCUCGGUCAGCCAUGAACCGGCACAACAACGAAGCGGGCAGAGUGUCCGUGAAUGACAACAUGUUCCUCAAGUGCAAGUGCCACGGCCUGUCUGGCAGCUGCGAGGUCAAAACCUGCUGGUGGUCUCAGCCUGACUUCCGGGUCAUCGGGGACUACAUGAAGGACAAGUAUGACAGCGCCUCCGAGAUGGUGGUGGAGAAACAUCGCGAGUCCCGAGGCUGGGUGGAGACGCUACGACCCAAGUACAACUACUUCAAACCCCCCACGGAGCGCGACUUGGUCUACUACGAAAACUCACCCAACUUCUGUGACCCCAACCCCCACACGGGCUCCUUCGGGACGCGCGACCGAGCCUGUAACCUCACAUCCCACGGCAUCGACGGCUGUGACCUCCUGUGCUGUGGGCGGGGUCACAACACCAGGACUGAGAAGCGCAAAGAGAAGUGCCAUUGUAUUUUCCACUGGUGCUGCUAUGUGAGCUGUCAGGAGUGCACUCGGGUGUACGACGUGCACACGUGCAAAUGAGACACGUCCACGCUUGUGCUUUGUAUUCACCAAAAUGUUAGAGACCAGUGGGAAGAAGAAGAAGAAGACAUGGAGACUGUAAACGUGCCGGGGCUGUCUGUGAACCAGCGGUAGACAUAAGUGCUUUGUCUCCUUGUGCUUUGAAGCUGAAAGGAAUCGGCCUGAGUUAAUCCACUGGAAAGUUGCUGGUUUUUGAGCUAAACGAGCCAGAGCCAGUGAAGGUCUUUCUGUACUGACUUAGGAGGAGACAACAGUAGACUGAUAGACAAACACCAUAUUGGUGAAGCCUUAUAUGUAAAUGUAUUUCACUAUAGUUACAAUGCUGUGCUGCACUGCUAACGUUUCCAUGUUACGUGUUCAACCUCUCACAGACCUGAAUCACAAACACAGCAGCAUUCUUUUACUGUAGCCUGGCAAGUCAGACGCAUUCUCUUUGGACACUGAAGUGGGUCUGGCACUCGUCACAUAUGUCUCAUCAAUUAUUUGUUUUCCGGCUUUGUUUUAUGUUAUUUAAAUCCAGUAAGUCAAUGGAAUUCUUCAACUUAAUGAACUUAAUAUCCCCUUGUGUGGAUGCGUUUGCCAAGGAUGUGUGGGUAAAAAUGCACUUGCACCUGAGUGAAUGUAGUUAUGACACUGUUUACAUGCUCUCUAAGUUAACAAGCUAACAUGUUAAUGUCUGCUUCUGUCUCUCAAGACUGUCAACAAAUGAAAAUACGAUUUAGCAAAUCUUCCUGAAAUAUAAACCUAUUGAAUGAAAACACAGAGGCUAGACGGAGUCCACGGCCGUCCCUGGUUUUUCAACUAAAUGUAUUUGACCAAAGACGAGAUCUGUGGAGAUUGUCCAGACAAAUGUAAAAGACUCACUAAAGGUCAGCACUUGUGUCCUGUAUUCUGAAGCAUGAGUGUCUUUGUCAGUAUUAGCUGUGCCACUGUCUGGUCUUCCUGAAGCUAACAAGCUAAUCUUUAACAUAAGCUCUGAAACGCAGUAAACGUGACCAAAACCUGUGGGAGAUGCUCUUGUUCCCUGGACUAAACCAGCAGCAUCCCUGUGUGUCCCUAAUGCUGCUAAAGCUGAGGUUUGAUACCCUGUCUCUGUAUAGUUCAUAUUGAUUCUUUCUGUGAAAGACAUAUAUUUUUAUAGUUGAACAAAAUGUGAAGUUUUGACUAAUCGUGUUUGUAAUAUUCAGUUUAACAUUUAGACUUAUUCCAUUCUAUUGUUUUGUGUAGUGUUGCAGAGCUAGCUCAUUUCUACUGUUCCCCCUUAUUUCAAAUGCAAUAUUAUUUAUUGUUUGGAGGUGAUAAACUACUGAGACUAAUGUCAUUUGACUGCUGCAUCAGCAUCAUUCAUGAGUCACUGUUUACGGCUCAGGCCUGUGUCAGAAUCAAAGCUUCCUAUCAAUGCAUUUCUAUUGGAAAAUCCCAGUUUAUCCCAGUUUAUCCCAGUUUAUUCAGACCACAGUCAUGUACCCUACAGGCCAGACAGGUCCACAUACAGUAAACAUGUGUUUUCUCAUGUUAAACCUGCAUCAGCACAUCACUGGAGUCAUUGGAGUCAUUGGAGUGCUUAUGUUCAGAUCAGCAUUGGAAACACUGGAGUCCUUAUGUUCAGAUUUUUAAUCCAAAGGUUUGUACAAACUAGUUUGUUUUGGUGGAUUUAAGUGUUGUUUUUUAUAAUUAUUUAUUCUGAGCUCUGUUUAUAUUAGUAAAUGUAAGUCUGUAUUUGCAUAAAUACAUUUAAACAGUGUUGUAACACUGUAGGCCUUU
Molecule: messenger RNA, 2994 nt
Organism: Periophthalmus magnuspinnatus
Lineage: Eukaryota; Metazoa; Chordata; Actinopteri; Gobiiformes; Gobiidae
Gene: wnt3a
Product: wingless-type MMTV integration site family, member 3A
Exons: 4
Coding region: 148-1230 (360 amino acids)
Biological process (GO): neuron differentiation; cell fate commitment; canonical Wnt signaling pathway
Cellular component (GO): extracellular region
Molecular function (GO): frizzled binding; cytokine activity
Source: RefSeq, a predicted model, not a curated record